UCCUGUCUUGCCUUCCUCUCGCCACCCUCUCCUCUUCAUCUCCUUCCCAAAUCUCUCUCUCUCUCUCUCUCUCUCUCUCUCGCGAAGAUGAUGCAUAUGACCUUCUACUGGGGGAGGAAAGUAACUCUCCUGGUCGAUUCGUGGAAGACCGAUUCCUGGCCGAGUUACCUUCUCACUCUCCUCGCCCUCUUCCUUUUCUCCGCCUUCUACCAGUACAUGGAAAACCGACGGCUCAGAUUCAAGAUCCUCUCUUCCUCCUCCUCCAAGCCCGCGCCAUCAUCAUCCCCACCGUCCAUCACCACCCCCCUCCUCUACCACACCAAGAACCCUGCUCGAGUCGCCUCUGCCAUCCUCUUCGGUAUCAAUUCCGCCCUCGGAUACCUCCUCAUGCUCGCGAUCAUGUCCUUCAACGGUGGAGUCUUCAUCGCCGUCGUCGUCGGCCUCGCUGUGGGGUAUCUCAUCUUUCGGGGCAGCGAUGAGGAUCUGAUCGUCGUCGAGAAUCCCUGCGCCUGCGCCUGAGAUCCGACGGCUGGGAUCUGAUGGUUGGAUGCCGCGACGGUUAGAGAUCUGACCGUUGAACUCUCUCUCUCUGUCUCUGUUCCUGUCUUUUAAAUUAGGGUUUCUUUUAAAAGAAAAUAUAGUGUGCGUUUGCUUUUAUGUAUGAAUUUCUGAAAUUGUUUGUAUUUUUAAAUAUGCAUAUUUAAAUGAAUGAUUUCUAUGUAUUUCUUGAUCUGAA
Molecule: messenger RNA, 736 nt
Organism: Magnolia sinica
Lineage: Eukaryota; Viridiplantae; Streptophyta; Magnoliopsida; Magnoliales; Magnoliaceae
Product: copper transporter 5
Exons: 1
Coding region: 88-519 (143 amino acids)
Biological process (GO): intracellular copper ion homeostasis; copper ion transmembrane transport
Cellular component (GO): plasma membrane
Molecular function (GO): copper ion transmembrane transporter activity
Source: RefSeq, a predicted model, not a curated record